This is a messenger RNA of Rattus norvegicus (Norway rat), 2636 nucleotides long. It is a transcript of the gene Oip5, whose product is annotated as Opa interacting protein 5. The record is from RefSeq and is marked validated. The transcript has 6 exons. Gene Ontology annotation, cellular component: Cajal body; chromatin; nucleus. Gene Ontology annotation, molecular function: identical protein binding; zinc ion binding. NCBI's taxonomy places the organism in Eukaryota, Metazoa, Chordata, Mammalia, Rodentia, Muridae. The coding region runs from base 8 to 721 and encodes 237 amino acids.
UCGAAAAAUGGCGACUCUUUCGCCGCGCGGUCUCCCUGUCGUCGAGACCCAGUCCUGUAGUGGCUCUUGUGAUACACCUUUUUCUUCCUCCAUGGAGUGGGACACUCAGGUGGUGGAAGGGUUCUCCCCUCUCGGGUCUUCCGGGUCUGAGGUGAAGGCGUCACCUGUCGACCUGCGGCUGCCUGCGUGGUUGAAGCCGGAGAGAUGUGCGGUGUUUCAUUGCGCGAGUUGCUACGCGGUGCUCGGCGACACUGUGCACCUCGCCUGGGACCUAUCGAAGUUCCUCGGCGCCCUGGCCUUUUCCAGAGUCACAAACAACGUCGUUUUGUUAGAGCCCCUUUUGGUUGGCAUAGAAGGUUCUCUCAAAUCCAGCACAUACAACCUUUUAUUCUGUAACUCCUGUGGGACUCCUGUUGGUUUCCAUUUAUAUUCUACCCGUGCUGCUCUGGCUGCCUUGAGAGGCCAUUUCUGCCUUUCUUGUGAUAAAAUGCUGUGCUAUCUGUUAAAAACAAAGGCCAUAGUAAAUACAUCUGAGAUGGAUAUUUACAAUGUACCUUUACCAGAAAAGAUUGCAGAGCUGAAAGAGAAGAUAAUGCUGAUGCAUUCUCGUUUAAACUCACUGCUGAGGGUUCUGAAGGAAAAGACUCCUCCUCAGUCUGACCAGGAAAAUAGAACAAGCAACAAGCAAGGAAACAACACAAUCUUGGGGUUCAUAGAAUGAUCAAAGAUCCUGCAGCACGUGACUCUAUUACUUUAAAUUUAUUUUACUAUGUUGAUUCCAUAAUGCUUAUUUCUGAAAAUGUAUUUCACUACUAAUAACUAAUUAGCAUGCAGUGUCCCUUGUGUCCACUGACGAACAGAAUGAACAGAUGGCCUGGAUAAAGAAAUGGAGUUAAUAGAGAUGGUACUUCUACGUGCCAGUUAUAUGAAUACUUAUAAAUACUUGUUUAUUUGUUUUGAAACAAGGUCUCUCUCUAUAGCUUUGGCUGUCCUGGAACUUUCUAUGUAGACCAGGGUAGCCUUAAAGUUAUACAGAUCUACAUUCCUCUGCUUCCUCUGCUAGAAUUAAAGAAGAAUGUCACCAAGACAUCAUUUUUGUUUAUGUAAAAUAGAUAUGUACAUUGGAUGGUGGCGGUGCAUGCUUUUAACCCCAACACUCUGGAGGCAGAAGUAGGCGAUCUUUCAAUUCAAGGCCAGCCUGAUCUACAGAGUGAGUUCUAGGACAGCUAGGCCUACAUAGAGAAACCCUGUCUGGAACAAAACAACAAAUAUAUAUGUAAUAAGUAACAGUUAAGAAAUAGAAUGCAUGCACAAUAAACAAUUUGUAUCUUUUUGCUGUUGUUUUUAGGUAGGGUCUCAUUUGUAAUCCCCACUUUGAAAGGUUAUGUGGACCAGGCUGGCCUUGCACAGAGAUCUACCUGUCUUUGCCUCCUAGAUUUUGAGAUUAAAGAUGUGCACCACACUCCUGUUUGGCCUGCAGAAGCUGUCAGAUCCCUCCCCUGGAACUGGAAUUAUCGGCAGUUAAGGGUAUUGGAAACUGAACCCUAGGUCUCUGAAAUAGCAGUAAGUGUACUUACCUGCUGAGCCAUCUCUCCAGCCUCACAGACCGGGACUUAAUAAAUUCAUAAUACGGGGUUGGGGAUUUGGCUCAGUGGCAGAGCGCUUGCCUAGGAAGCGCAAGGCCCUGGGUUCGGUCCCCAGCUCCGAAAAAAAGAACCAAAAAAAUAAAUAAAUAAAUUCAUAAUACAUUGAAUAAUUCUUGAGACAGGAUCUUUCUCUGUAGCCUAGACUGGCCUCCAAUGUAGCAAUUCUACCUCAGCUUCCUGAGUGCUUAGUGGCCUACCAUGCUCGACUGUGGAUUUUUAAAACACAUAUGUAACUUAACAUUAACAUACUUUAUCAAAGUUUAAAAACUUACGUCAUCGUGUGUAUGUUACUAGGGCCUCAUACACAGUAUGUUAAGGCUCUUCUACUUAGCUACAUCUCUCAUCUAAUAACUUUUUCUUAACUUCCGGAUUUGCCGUUUUAGAUGGGACUUUCUAUAGAAAAUUAAGUUGUUGAGCUUGAGGCAGAUUAAGGUGGACAGUAGGUUUGUGUUAAGAUAUUUAUGUGUGUGUCCAGUAAAUAUUUUGUGGCAAACAUUUCCUUUAAAAAUAAAAUAUUAGUACAUGUCGAAGUCAGAGGACAACGAGCAGACGUCAGUUAUGUCCUGCACUUUGAGUCCAGAGGAUUGAACUAAGAUUGUCAGGCUGGUAGCUCAGCCCCUUUAAUUGCUCAAGUAGCUUGCUGUCUCUUCCUUUUUUAUUUCUAAAUUAGGUAUUUCUUUUUCUUUUAAAUUAACAUUUAUGUGUGGCUCACACGGUCUCAGAGGCUUAGUUCCCUGAGGAGAUGGUCAAUGGGGCAGAAAGACAUUUUCUUCUGUCAAGGUAAACAGCCCUAAAGAAGCUUACUGGGUCACACACAUACGAAAGAAAUGAAAGCAAAGGGGAGCUAUGGGAAAAGUAACUUUUUGGAAUAGGAUGGGGGAGGGGAUGUGAAUAUGAUCCAAGUAUAGUGUAUAUAUAUGUAUAUGAAAAGAACAUAAAACCCAGUGUAUAUAUAUGCUAAUAAAAACUUUAAAAGAUACAUUUCUUUCA